Ziziphus jujuba (common jujube) is the source of this 1444-nucleotide messenger RNA. Its product is annotated as vacuolar protein sorting-associated protein 26A. Gene Ontology annotation, biological process: retrograde transport, endosome to Golgi; intracellular protein transport. Gene Ontology annotation, cellular component: endosome; retromer complex. The transcript is spliced from 12 exons. The coding region runs from base 259 to 1158 and encodes 299 amino acids. The record is from RefSeq and is a predicted model, not a curated record. Lineage: Eukaryota; Viridiplantae; Streptophyta; Magnoliopsida; Rosales; Rhamnaceae.
UGUUGGGGAAAAAAAAAUUAAAUAAAUAAAUAAAAAUUGAAGAACAAAAUAGCGUCAAAGGGGGAGUAUGUAACAACGUCGAGCUGCUGAUCUGCUUGCCGUUUUCUUCUAUUCAAACUCAGUUCAGUUUGAUUCUUCAACUCCAAAUCCCCAUAAAGUAGUAGCAGUACUAGAGCUCAAAUCCAUUUUUCCACCUUCAAAGUCCUCCAGGUGUUCCAUGCGUGACAAAGUGCUAGCACUAAAUCUAACCAGAAUAUCAUGAAUUUCAUAGUUGGAGCUUUUAAGCCGCCAUGUAUCGUUUCAAUCUCAUUUGCCGAUGGAAGAACUCGCAAGCAGGUUCCUUUGAAAAAAGAAAAUGGUCACACUGUUAUGGUUCCUCUGUUCCAGAGCCAAGAAAACAUUGUGGGCGAGGUUCUUAUAGAACCAAUACACGGUAAAAAACUCGAACAUACUGGUGUCAAAAUCGAGCUUCUCGGUCAAAUAGAAUUGUAUUUUGACAGGGGCAACUUUUACGAUUUUACAUCUCUAGUGCGUGAACUUGAUGUUCCUGGUGAACUGUACGAGAAAAAGACAUAUCCCUUUGAGUUUUCUACUGUUGAAAUGCCAUAUGAGUCAUACAAUGGAGUUAAUGUAAGACUUAGGUACAUAUUGAAAGUGACAAUCAGCCGAAAUUAUGUCAGCAACAUUGUGGAGCACCAGGAUUUUGUGGUGCAGAACUACACUCCGUUGCCAUCAAUUAAUAACAGCAUUAAGAUGGAAGUUGGAAUUGAGGAUUGCUUGCACAUUGAAUUUGAGUACAAUAAAAGCAAGUAUCAUCUGAAGGAUGUUAUCCUUGGAAAAAUAUAUUUUCUUCUGGUUAGAAUCAAGAUUAAGAAUAUGGAGCUUGAGAUCAGGCGACGAGAGUCGACUGGAUCAGGGCCUAAUACAUAUGUUGAAACGGAGACACUAGCAAAAUUUGAGUUGAUGGAUGGUGGUCCUGUGAGAGGAGAAUCAAUUCCAGUUAGACUAUUUCUUAGUCCAUAUGAACUUACACCGACAUAUCGCAAUAUCAACAACAAGUUUAGUGUGAAGUAUUAUUUAAAUCUGGUUUUGGUGGAUGAAGAGGAUCGGCGGUAUUUCAAGCAGCAAGAAAUCACAGUGUACCGACUUGAAACUUGACCAUUUCUAUAGCUUGGAUGGAUCCAAACACAAUAAGGAGAAAAAAGCGUGUAUAGGCUGCGGCAUUGGAAUGACUAUUUGUUUGGUUUUUAAAAGCAUAAAGACAUGGUUGGUUAUUUAUUUGGGUCCUCGAAUGGUAUUGGUGUAAUCUGUAAUUGUCUUUCUUACAUGGAAGUUGUCUCUGGCUUUGUAGCAAAGCUUUUAUGUUCUUCAUACUUUACUAGUUUUGACCUUUUUAAGCAAUGUCUUGAACUGAUAGAAUAAACAGAGUAUAUGAUUCGAAGUA